Molecule: messenger RNA, 1428 nt
Organism: Larimichthys crocea (large yellow croaker)
Lineage: Eukaryota; Metazoa; Chordata; Actinopteri; Sciaenidae
Product: E3 ubiquitin-protein ligase RNF182
Exons: 9
Coding region: 603-1397 (264 amino acids)
Source: RefSeq, a predicted model, not a curated record
GAGACCAGAGAGACUAGAGAGACCAGAGAGACCAGAGAUACCAGAGAGACCAGAGAGAUCAGAGAGAUCAGAGAGAUCAGAUAGACCAGAUAGAUCAGUCUCACAGUAGUCCUUCAACCAACACAGCAACUACAGCAACAGCUAUCAAAGCUACAGCAACUAAUUUAACCCUGUUUACCAGUCACAAUGUUGCUUCAACGUGAGGAGACAAGAGCAACUAUGAACAGACUGUUGCUGUUUAAACAUCUCUGUGUUGCUUCAGUGUGAGACAACAGCAACGCAACCUUCAACUACAUCUACAGCAACUACAGACCUCCAUCAACUACAUCUACAGCAACUACAGACCUCCAUCAACUACAUCUACAGCAACUACAGACCAGCAGUACAAGUACAGUACAACAAAAUUGUAACUUCCUGUGAACUUCCUGUGGACUUCCUGUGGACAGCCAAUCAAAACUGAGUCUGACGGUGUCCUGAUGGAUGUCCUCUCAGACUAUCAAACUGAUCAGCUGAUCUGGUUUCAGGUGACACCUUCAGGUUGAGUUCAACUCUGCCCACACAGCCCCGCCCUCCUGGAUCAGGUGAAGACCACAGCCAACAAGAUGAGCCAGUUAAAAGAGGCGGAGCCUAGUCGGGAGAUGGAAGGAAAGGUGCAGACCUGGGCUCAGUCUCUGGUUUACACUGUGGAGGAACUCGAGUGUAAAAUCUGCUACAGCCGUUAUGACACACGCAGCCGCAAACCCAAAGUGCUAAGCUGUCUGCACCGAGUCUGCGCCAAGUGUCUGAAGAAGAUGGUCGACAUGGGAGAGUCUUCGCCCUCUGUCAUCAGCUGUCCUUUCUGUCGCCACGAGACCCACGUUCCUGACGAGGAGGUGUGGUUGAUGGAGGACGACAGACACAUCCUGGCUGUUCUGUCAUGUCAGGACCGAGUCCGCCGAAGAGAAGGGGGAGGAGGAGGAGAGGUGGUGCUGAACCCAAACAGUCUGACUGGAGGAGGCGUAGACCCGUCCCACCGCUCCUCAGACUGUCUCGUCAUCACCAUCAUGGAGCUCCCUGAGGAGUCUCCGUCCUCGGACUCACUAAGCAUGCUUAAUGUGGUGGGUCUGUACCGCCCCCCCAGCCUGGACUCGCUGCCCUGCAGCCUGCCGGCCCACAAGUGUCGCGCCUGGACGUCCCGCAGCUUCCCCCGCUGCCUGCUGGGGGCUCUCUGCCUGGUGUACUUUAGCUCGCUGCCUUUGGGAAUCUACCUGCUGAUGAUUGGUCAGCUGUGGCUGGGCGUGGUUCUGGUCAGUCUGGUUCCGUCCACACUGCUGCUGCUUGUCCUGUAUGGCUUCUGUCAGUGUCUGUGCCACGAGGUGAUGGAGGCGCUUGCCGCGCGCACGCACACACUGCCAUGACGACGGGAUGAUGAGCCCGCCCCCAAAAGAC